Molecule: messenger RNA, 189 nt
Organism: Prunus armeniaca (apricot)
Lineage: Eukaryota; Viridiplantae; Streptophyta; Magnoliopsida; Rosales; Rosaceae
Source: the annotation of a GenBank genome assembly
AUGGGUUCACCAUCAUUUCCGCAGAGGUUUGUAGAGCAGCAAGUUUCCCUUUGGUCGCACAUUUCGGAUAUCCUCGCAAAGCAGCUCAGAAUAUCCUCUCGUCUUGGCGGCUAUAAUUUUUCUUGUCCGAGGACUUCGAUGCUUCUGAUGUUUUCAGGUAUAUUAAUCGAUUUCUCCACGCAAUGCUAA